AUGUUGCUCCUUGUCUUGUUGGUGGGCGUACUGAAAGUCAUCGUCUUCGGGAGGGAGGGUGGGAGGUUGGAGCGGAGGAUCGUGUUCGUCAUCCGGGUCAGUUUGCAUAGUAGGUUGGUCAUCGUCGUGGAUGUCGUCGUGAUGUUGCUGGUCGACGUGGACAGCGGCAUAGGUUUGGUCAUCAGCAUAUAUGUCUUGGUUGAUAUCGUGUUCCCGUUCGAGUAUGACCUGAGCCAUCAGGGGCGAAAAUGUCGUAACGAUACGGUGACGGUGAGCGGCGAUGCAGUUUGGAAACGGAUGAGUGUGAUCGGAAGAUGA
This is a messenger RNA of Chondrus crispus (carragheen), 318 nucleotides long. RefSeq lists its product as hypothetical. NCBI's taxonomy places the organism in Eukaryota, Rhodophyta, Florideophyceae, Gigartinales, Gigartinaceae. The record is from RefSeq and is a predicted model, not a curated record. The transcript has a single exon. The coding region runs from base 1 to 318 and encodes 105 amino acids.